Quercus robur (English oak) is the source of this 654-nucleotide messenger RNA. RefSeq lists its product as uncharacterized. The transcript has a single exon. The record is from RefSeq and is a predicted model, not a curated record. NCBI's taxonomy places the organism in Eukaryota, Viridiplantae, Streptophyta, Magnoliopsida, Fagales, Fagaceae. Bases 1 to 654 code for a protein of 217 amino acids.
AUGUAUUGUGGUCAUGUUCGUCAGCCAACUAUUAUUUUGGAAGCAGUGGCUUCAUAUAAACUUUGGAUAUGGCACUCUUUUUUCGGAUUACCUGGGUCCAAUAAUGAUAUUAACGUGUUGGAGCGGUCUCAUUUAUUUUCUGAGCUUGCACAAGGACGUGCUCCUGCAGUUAAUUACUCAGUUAAUGGUCAUGAUUACACAAUAAGAUACUAUCUUACUGAUGGUAUAUAUCCAAAAUGGUCAACAUUUGUGAAGACAAUCUCAUCUCCACUAGGAGAUAAAAGAAAAUUAUUUGCAAAAACUCAGGAGGCAUAUAGGAAGGAUGUAGAGCGUGCAUUUGGAGUGCUUCAAGCGCGAUUUGCAAUUGUACGUGGAUCUGCACGGUUUUUCUAUCAAGAAACAUUACAUGACAUUAUGAAAGCAUGCAUAAUUCUUCAUAACAUGAUUAUUGAAGAUGAGCGUGAUGAAGCUGAACCAGUGGACUUCGAUUAUGAACAAAUUGAUGAGAUUUUAUGUACACCAAUGUCAAGUGAGCGGACAAAUGAAUUUUCGGAGUUCAUUCAAGUUCAUCAACGCAUUAUGGAUAAAGAAGUUCAUUCUCAACUUGAAAAGAAUCUCGUUGAUCAUUUAUGGCAAUUACAAGGAGAGUUGUGA